AUGAUUCGACACUAUAUAUUCUUGUGCGUCCUGACAAGUUGCGCCGUUACUAUUGGCCCGGUUGCUGACCUAGUCAUUGUAAAUGCUCAAGUGUCUCCCGACGGAUUUGUCAAGUCGGCGGUUCUUGCUGGUGACACACUCCCCGGGCCUAUUAUCACGGGUCAGAAAGGCGACACGUUCAAAAUUAACGUCACCAAUCAUUUAAAUGACGAAACAAUGCUCACAGGUACCAGCAUCCACUGGCAUGGACUAUUCCAGCGCCAUAGCAAUCAAAUGGAUGGCACGGCAUUUGUGACGCAAUGCCCGAUCUCUCCUGGUCAUUCUUUUCUGUACGAGUUCAAUACCGGCGAUCAAGUAGGAACCUACUGGUACCACUCUCAUUAUGGAGUUCGUUACUGUGACGGUUUACGAGGUGCACUAAUCAUCUAUGACCCACACGAUCCAUACCGCUUCUUGUACGAUAUUGACAAUGUCCAGAGACAGGCGGUCCCAGACUCUGUGCUUAUCAACGGUAUCGGGAAUUAUCCAGGCGGACCAGAUACGUCUUACGCCGUCAUUCACGUUCAGCCAUACAAGCGAUAUCGAUUCCGCUUACUAAACAUGGCGUGCAAGCCCAACUAUAUUUUCUCCAUCGAUCACCAUAAGCUUAUCAUAAUCGAAGCUGAUGGUCAAUACGUCGAAUCGCUCGUGGUCGACUCUAUCCAGAUCUACGCCGCGCAGAGGUACCCCUUCAUUCUUGAAACAAGCCGGCCUGUCGACAACUAUUGGGUGCAUGCAGUCCCCAACUUAGGCUCUCCCGAUGUGAACCCCAAGAUCAGGAUAACUCCAAACCCAGUCGCUCUACAGGAGACUGACCUACACCCAUCGUAUCCACCUCUGCCAAUAUUGCUUCAGGAAGAUGGCGCAGACGUCAAGCUCAACAUUGUUCUUGGAAAAAAUGCGACCAGUUUCAACUUUCUCAUCAACGGCGUGCAGUACACUUCUCCUAGUAUCCCUAUCCUACUGCAGUUGCUGAACGGUGAUAUAUCGGCUUCGGAAAUGGCACCCAAUGACUCCAUAUAUUCUCUACCAAGGAAUAAGCACAAAUUCGCUGUCAUCAGAAGUGCUGGCAGUAGCAGAUACAACUACGUCAACCCCGUGUUGCGCGAUACCGUGAACACUGGUUUUCUUGGUGACUACGUGACUAUCCGCUUCAUCACCGAUAAUCCUGGGCCGUGGUUGUUGCACUGCGGGAUGGCUUUGGUAUUUGCAGAGGCUUCUCAUGAUGUAGCGGCUUCGCAACCUCUCAGCAAUUCUUCGAAACAACUCUGUCCGAUAUAUGAUAGCCUUCCUCAACAAAAUUUCUCUCUGCCACCUCCAAACUGA
Messenger RNA from Suillus subaureus, 1365 nucleotides. RefSeq names its product laccase. Bases 1 to 1365 code for a protein of 454 amino acids. Gene Ontology annotation, molecular function: copper ion binding; oxidoreductase activity. The record is from RefSeq and is a predicted model, not a curated record. The transcript has 10 exons. Lineage: Eukaryota; Fungi; Basidiomycota; Agaricomycetes; Boletales; Suillaceae.